UGGCGGGCAAAAACGAUGAGUUGAGCCAAGGCAUUAUAUUAGAGAAAACUUCUGUAAAAUCCACCAUGGCGGGAAUAAUGUCAUACGAACAAGCUAACGAACUCGUUUCUCUCCCGAAAGAAGAAUACAAUCCUCCAUCUUUGCCGUUCAGUUUACCAAAAUUUGAUGCUAAAGUAGAACUUGGAAGCGACGAGAUGAGAGACCAUUUCUACAUCGACUUUAAAAACUGGAUUUUCAUGAACCAUGGAGGAUUCGGAGGCACCUUAAAAGCUGCAGUAGAAACUGUACACCAAAUCCAAAUCCACGUCGAGAAACAACCUCUCCGUUUCAUCGAUAGAGAGCUAUUGCCUCGUAUGGUUUUUGCUAUUAGAAAACUCGCGGGAUUUGUCUCGUGUGACCCGCGGGAUCUUGUCUUAGUGUCCAAUGCAACAGAAGGUCUCAAUACCGUGAUAAGAUCUCUAAGGCUUGGCAAAGGUGACAAGGUGUAUUAUCUUAAUUUGAGAUAUUAUGCUGUUAAUAAGUUGUUCGCUCAUUUGAAGCAAGAGGAUGGAAUAGAAAUCAAAGAAAUUCCACUUAGCUUUCCAUUUACGAAAGAAGAGCUCUUAAAUACUAUCACCAAGACCCUUGAUGCAGACACUAAGCUGGCAGUUUUUGAUCACAUCCCUUCCGUCCAUCCAAUCAUUCUUCCUGUUAAAGAAAUCAUUGAAAUAUGUCAUCAGAAGGGUGUUCAAGUAUUGAUUGAUGGAGCGCAUGCUCUAGGUGCAAUCCCACUCAAUCUAACAACUUUAAAUGCUGAUUAUUAUGUCAUUAAUUGUCACAAGUGGCUCUGCAAUGCUAAGGGCUGUGGAGCUCUAUAUGUUGACAAGAAACACCAGUCAUCUAUCAGAUGUCUAACAGUGUCUGGCGGGUUUGGCCGAGGGUUUACACCGGAAUUUGUAUUCAGAGGUUUGAAAGAUUACAGCCCUUUUCUUGCUCUUCACACAGUAUUGGAAUUCUGGAACACCUUAGGAGUUGAUAGAAUUCAGGAUCACAAUAGAAACCUCGCUCACAAAGCUGCCAAAAUGCUGUCAGGGGAUUGGAAGACAGACACACUCUUUCCCUUACAUACGUAUGGUCCAAUGGUUCUGGUACGUCUUCCAGACAUCCUUUGGCGAUCUCAAAUGACUGACGCACAGAAUAUUGUCAGCAAAGCCAAUGCUGAAUUGGUUCAAGAUAGACUACAUUACAAUUAUGGGAUAGAAGUACCUAUUAAGCCAAUCAAUGGAGGACUUUACGCUCGGAUCAGUGCGCAUGUGUAUAAUAAGAUUGAGGAUUACGAUGCUUUGAGGAACGCUGUUCGUGCUUUAGCAGAGCAGUGUUCUUUGCCAAACUUGUAAUAAGCUUUUUUGUAAAAAGGAAAAAUAACAAAAAAUUGCCAUUUUUAGGGACUGUGCAAUAGCACUAGCACUAGCACUAGCACUAGCACUAGCACUAGCACUAGCAACCUCACUUGCAGCAUUUAAGAAUGCAGUUGCAGAUAUUUAUUAACUUGUUGGACAAUUACUAUUUAUUAUUAUUUAUUCUAUUUAUUAAUAUGUUAAUUAUACAGCUUCUCAUUA
Molecule: messenger RNA, 1598 nt
Organism: Actinia tenebrosa (Australian red waratah sea anemone)
Lineage: Eukaryota; Metazoa; Cnidaria; Anthozoa; Actiniaria; Actiniidae
Source: RefSeq, a predicted model, not a curated record